This is a messenger RNA of Penicillium hordei, 1158 nucleotides long. RefSeq names its product ribonuclease P protein subunit p40. The transcript is spliced from 7 exons. Lineage: Eukaryota; Fungi; Ascomycota; Eurotiomycetes; Eurotiales; Aspergillaceae. Gene Ontology annotation, molecular function: ribonuclease MRP activity; ribonuclease P activity. Gene Ontology annotation, cellular component: multimeric ribonuclease P complex; ribonuclease MRP complex. The record is from RefSeq and is a predicted model, not a curated record. Gene Ontology annotation, biological process: tRNA 5'-leader removal; endonucleolytic cleavage in ITS1 to separate SSU-rRNA from 5.8S rRNA and LSU-rRNA from tricistronic rRNA transcript (SSU-rRNA, 5.8S rRNA, LSU-rRNA); tRNA 3'-end processing. Bases 1 to 1158 code for a protein of 385 amino acids.
AUGUUUGAAGAAGUGGACGAUGCGUCGCGUCGUGAAAAGUGUUUCACAACCAUCGCUCAACUGCCGGCAUUCAUUGACCCGAAGCAGAUCCCGAGCAAGAGAUCGCCAUUUUCAACGAUUCAGAACCAUGCAUUUGUACACUCAGUCGAGGUUAUCUUGCCAAAGGAGGUCUACUCACAGAUCAAGCCAUCGCUCGAGACUAAGCUAGAAAAACCUCGGUAUGCACGAGUGUUCAUGGCUCCUUCGGCUCUACUUGAGCAUGAUUUCUUCAACACAUAUAUCAAGUCAGGAAAUAUUUUGAUGAUAUCUGAAGGACACUCGGGGUCCGAUAAUGUCUUCACACUCCAAGAUGGAGUUCUUCGAAUGGAACUAGGAAAGGAGAUCUAUGAGCGGACGGGCCUCACGGGCAAGCCUUUCCGCAGUGGUGGCAGAAAACAUGCAAAAGAACGAUUCUUGGUAGAAUUGAACUUACGGCUGCCCUCGAUGCUGCAUGGCAAGAAAGGCUUUGAAAGAAUCGUAUGGGCGUUCACCAAUGUUCUGACUCAAUCAAUGUCCUGGCUCUUCCACGACCUGGAAAGCAACUCCGGUCUAGAUGAAGGAAACAAGCCGAUCAAUAAGGUUCAACCACAGUUGACAACCUGUGAGCCACGGGAAAUUGAUCACGAGCAAAUAAUCACUCCGCCGUUUUACGAAAACGGGAAAGUACUCGAGGAAAUGUCGGAAGGUGAUCUGCAGGAACAUUCUGGCUCCCUGUCCGAAUGGCUUGCCAUGGUUCAGAUGGCUUCUCCACGGUUAUCUGGGGAAGAUGACGUCGAUCCGUACCUGAGUCGUUAUGCAGUGCCAAACGCAGACGAAAGCCAGGCCUGUGAUUUGAUGAGUUUGAAAUGGCAUGGUUUGAUAUCGUCCCGUUGGAUUAUGCAGCUGUUCCUCAAUCUGCUACAGAGUACUAAGGCCAGCAAUCUGUCGUGGUUUGCGCUUGCCGUCGCUACUUUGGGUAAAGAAGCUGUGGAAGGAAGGGACGGAUUCACGGUUAUGGUCCUUCCUAGUGGACAGUCCGGUGAAUCCAGCGAAGCAUCUCUCAAUGGGGAAGGAACCACUGGACCUGGUCGUGUGACUCUAUGUUGGGAGUUGACGGGAGCAUCAGUGACUGAACCUUGA